Molecule: messenger RNA, 546 nt
Organism: Drosophila eugracilis
Lineage: Eukaryota; Metazoa; Arthropoda; Insecta; Diptera; Drosophilidae
Exons: 3
Coding region: 81-416 (111 amino acids)
Source: RefSeq, a predicted model, not a curated record
AUCUAGCCUGAGUCUCGAGUCUGGAGUCGCGCCGAUCGCAGUCGGAUUUUAGAUCGCGGAAAAUUCACAUUAUCAUAGUCAUGGCCAAGACAUCUGCCAGCCUGGGAAAGAGCAUCUUGCUCGGUUUUCUAGUAUUCCUUGUUCUCGGAACUCUCACUGCGGCGGCACCCUACCAGGAGUUGGAGCCCCGCAAAGGUCAUGUGCCCGUCUAUAUACGGCAUGGCGAUGAGCCGCUGAGUGAAAUUCAUCCAGGACUGGCCGAGGCCUUCAGGGAGGGUCAAUCAAAGAGCCUCGUCACCGAAGUUCCCCAGGCAGAAACCACAAAUCCACCGACCACAUCUGAUGCUCCUGCUCCAUCCAGCUCCACCAUUUCCGACAUAGCCAGCUUUGAUGCCAUUAAAGCGUUGAUGGAAUAGUCUUAAUAAGUUAAUUCAAGAACACCGCUACCAGUCCAGACCAUCAACUAAAAGUCUCUAAGGUCUGGUUGUAUUUACAACAGGGAAAUGCUAAUUUUUAGAUAAAAAAUAAAUAUUGUAAUGAAAAUAA